AUGACGGCCCGUCUCAACAUCGCCAUCCUGCUCUUGGUGCUGGCGAGCGCCGCCACUGCACACGGCGGCAGGCUUUGGGGCAACAAUUUCCUACUCUACAGCGCGAACGCCGAGGACUAUGCCAGGGUCGAGUUCACCACCGGCAACUACAUCAUCCGCUGCGCGGACAACAUCAGCAAGGGCUUGGCAACUCGCUUUUACGGAGAGUCGGCGGCUAUGUCCUCGUCCAUGCGCUACAAACUUGACCUUCUCCCUCAAUUGUGGCGAUGA
Acanthamoeba castellanii str. Neff is the source of this 270-nucleotide messenger RNA. RefSeq lists its product as uncharacterized. Bases 1 to 270 code for a protein of 89 amino acids. The transcript has a single exon. The record is from RefSeq and is a predicted model, not a curated record. NCBI's taxonomy places the organism in Eukaryota, Discosea, Longamoebia, Acanthamoebidae.